AUGGACACGUCCUACCCACGGGAGGACUACCUGCCCAUGACAUCCCACAAGCGGGACCUGUCUCCCACCGUCGUCACCAUCGGGGCCUCUGCGCCACCCCGCGACCACCUCAUCUGGUCCAUCUUCAACACCAUCUACAUGAACUUCUGCUGCCUUGGCUUUGUGGCUCUCGCCUUUUCUGUCAAGGCACGGGACCGCAAAGUGGCUGGGGAUGUGGAAGCCGCUCGGCGCUUCAGCUCCAAGGCCCGGUGCUACAACGCCCUGGCCACGGCCGGGAGCGUGGUGCUGCCUCUCCUGCUCGCUGCCCUGGUCGUCACCGGUGUCCUCCACCUCUCCAAGCUCGCCCAGGACUCCGUGGGCUUUUUCAGCUACCAGUUCAACACAAGCGAUGACGAGGACAAGUGA
Molecule: messenger RNA, 405 nt
Organism: Cygnus atratus (black swan)
Lineage: Eukaryota; Metazoa; Chordata; Aves; Anseriformes; Anatidae
Product: interferon-induced transmembrane protein 5-like
Exons: 2
Coding region: 1-405 (134 amino acids)
Biological process (GO): bone morphogenesis; bone mineralization
Cellular component (GO): plasma membrane
Source: RefSeq, a predicted model, not a curated record